AGCGGGCUUAUUCCAAUACCAAACCAUCAAUUAUAUUACAACUCUCCUAACUUAUAUGCUUUUAUAAAACCCUUCACAAAUUCAUUCAUACACAUCAAUUCUCAUUUUCAUUUUCUUCACAUCAAUUCUAAAAAAUUAUCUUCAUCAUGUUGGGAAAGAAAUCCCAUCACUUGAUCCGAAAAUUUUCAGAACUAUUAGUGUUUGGUGAAAGUACAACCGGGCUUUUCGACACGAUCGGAAGUCCUAGAAGCCCGUUUGAAUUGAGCUCAAAGAUUCAAUCACCAAAAGGAUUAAAAAGCUAUGAAUUUGGUGGUGUUGGUCUUGGAAUUGUGGUAGCUCUUGAUAAAUCCGAUAACGAUUUUGUCGGGUACGAGGUUGUUCCAAAACAUGUUUGUACACCUAAGACGAAUCAAUCAGGAGAACCGAUCACAAUUCCAAUUCAAAAUCAUCACCAACAAAAUGGAAAUUUUGCAAAUGAGAUUCUUGUUGGAAGUCCAGAAGAUUACACUUAUGUGACUUACCAUGAUGAAUCUAAUAAACCUAUCACUAAGGUUUUUUAUGAUGGUGGUGAAGAAAGUGGAAUUUUGAAACAUGAUUGUUAUACCUCAAAAAACAUCAACAACAACAACGUUGGUGUUUUCAAAAGAUCCCCACCAACACAAACUUUAGCUCAAGCUGAACCAUCAUAUCCAACCUUGGAUUUUCUCAAUUCAUGUCAUUUGUGCAAAAAGAAUCUUCAUGGCAAAGACAUAUUCAUGUACAGAGGGGAGAUAGCAUUUUGUAGCAAUGAGUGUCGUUCAAAGCAAAUAAUGAUGGAUGAGAGGAAAGAGAAGUGUAGAUCAUCAUCAAUGGAGUUGUCAAGUUCUCCAUACACAAAGGACCAAAUGUUUUCAACUGGGAUUAUGGCACUUUAGAGAUUAAUACUUUAUCAUAUGAUAUGAUUUAUAUCAUAUGAUAAUUUAAGGCUAUAUUUACAUAAUUAAGAUAAGAUAAGAUACUUUGGUUGAAACCAAAAGGAAUUUUUGAUCGGAAAAAAUACAGAGAUUUUGAAUUUGUGAAACAUAGUAAUAAAUUGUUUCUUCUUUCUUUCUUUUUCCCAUUUUUGUUUGGGAAUUUUCUGUGGCAGAGAACUAUGAAGUUGGGAUCUCAAUUUUGCACAGAUUUUUGGUUGUUCUGUUCCUGAGUUCUGUCUAAGAUAUGAACUUGUUCAAUCAGAUAUUUUAUGAAUUCGAUUUUACUGUUUAUUUUGUU
Molecule: messenger RNA, 1251 nt
Organism: Medicago truncatula (barrel medic)
Lineage: Eukaryota; Viridiplantae; Streptophyta; Magnoliopsida; Fabales; Fabaceae
Product: FCS-Like Zinc finger 14
Exons: 2
Coding region: 147-914 (255 amino acids)
Source: RefSeq, a predicted model, not a curated record